UGACUUGGGAAAGUAUAGGAAGUCAGAACUCUUCUCCAGUCCAGAGUAGUUGGAGUUUCUUGCUCUGUCAAAGUCUCAGCCAGCGGAGGAGACUCAGAUGUGAUAGUCUGCAGCCACAGGCUCCCAGCUGGCCUGAGCCAUGGAGGACUUUACAACCCUGGCUUACAAUAUCUUUACAGUAUGGCUCGCUGUGAUUAUCGUGUUUAUAAUGUUACCAUCCAUGUUUGGCAUGUCUUUAGGCAUCUCGGAGGUUUACCUGAAGAUCCUGGUUAAAACCCUAGAGUGGGCCACAUUGCGCAUUCAGAGAGGGUUUCAAGAGCGUAUGAAACGUCAAAUUAGUGCAUCCAAUGGCAUCAUACAGAGAGACGAGUCUCCUAUGGAAGAAGAGAUUGUAGGCUUGAGGCAAAGCCGAAGCCAAUACUUGCAGCGCGGGGAUUUUGAAUUGUCUGAUGCCUUUUACUUUUCCAAGAAAGGGUUUGAAGCUAUUGUGGAAGAUGAGGUCACUCAAAGAUUUUCCUCUGAAGAGCUUAUAUCUUGGAAUCUUCUAACAAGAACAAACUACAACUUUCAGUACAUCAGCCUCCGACUUACACUUGUUUGGGUACUUGGAGUAUCUAUACGAUACUGCAUCCUUUUACCACUUCGGGUUACCUUGGCUACUAUUGGGAUCAGCUGGCUGGUCGUGGGAGCUACACUUGUUGGGCAGAUGCCAAACGGCAGAGUGAAGGACUGGUUCAGUGAGCUGGUGCACCUGGUCUGCUGUCGGAUUUGCGCAAGAGCUCUUUCCAGUGCAAUUCAGUAUCAUGACAAAGAAAACAGGCCUAAGAAAGGAGGGAUUUGUGUUGCCAACCACACAUCUCCAAUUGAUAUUAUUAUUUUGGCUAAUGAUGGUUGCUAUGCUAUGGUUGGACAGGUUCAUGGAGGACUAAUGGGAGUAAUUCAAAGAGCUAUGGCAAGGGCAUGUCCACAUGUGUGGUUUGAACGUUCUGAAAUGCGUGAUCGCCAUCUAGUGACAAAAAGGCUACGAGAACAUGCUUUGGAUAAGAAAAAACUACCAAUUCUCAUCUUUCCUGAAGGCACCUGUAUUAAUAACACUUCGGUUAUGAUGUUCAAAAAAGGAAGUUUUGAAAUAGGUGGGACAAUAUUCCCAGUAGCUAUAAAGUAUGACCCACAGUUUGGAGAUGCAUUCUGGAAUAGCAGUAAAUAUAGCAUGGUAAGCUAUCUACUGAGAAUGAUGACGAGCUGGGCCAUCAAGUGUAACGUGUGGUACUUGCCUCCUAUGACUAGAAAGGAGGGAGAGGAUGCUGUUCAGUUUGCCAACAGAGUUAAGUCUGCAAUUGCUAAACAAGGUGGACUGAUAGAGCUUCCAUGGGAUGGUGGACUAAAAAGAGACAAAGUAAAAAAUUCAUUCAAAGAGGAACAGCAGAAGAAUUAUAGCAAAAUAAUUGCAGGACCUGAUCAUGUUUCUGAGAAAGCUGACUGAGCUGUGUUGUGUGAUGGUCUAUAGACACCAAGAACAAUGCUGGCUUGUUUGAUAUUCUUCAGUACCCUUUUUGUACACAUUUUCCAUAAUCUUUUUGUACAAUUUAAAAAGCAACUCCAGGGGAAUUGUGAGAAUUUUACUGAAGAAGCGUGGCCACUGUAUUUCCAGUUCACGUAAUUUAAAGUAAUUGUUCUGUAAUUUUCUGUUUCCAGAUUGAGAAGUAUUUACAGAUUUGCUUCUUGGCAGGACUAAAAACCUAUUGACACUCUCUUCAUAUGGGGCUAGUUCUAUAUUUCAGGG
Nanorana parkeri is the source of this 1783-nucleotide messenger RNA. It is a transcript of the gene GPAT3, whose product is annotated as glycerol-3-phosphate acyltransferase 3. The transcript has 12 exons. The record is from RefSeq and is a predicted model, not a curated record. NCBI's taxonomy places the organism in Eukaryota, Metazoa, Chordata, Amphibia, Anura, Dicroglossidae. Gene Ontology annotation, cellular component: endoplasmic reticulum. Gene Ontology annotation, molecular function: glycerol-3-phosphate O-acyltransferase activity. The coding region runs from base 140 to 1483 and encodes 447 amino acids. Gene Ontology annotation, biological process: triglyceride biosynthetic process.